Pseudomyrmex gracilis is the source of this 2389-nucleotide messenger RNA. RefSeq names its product luciferin 4-monooxygenase. Gene Ontology annotation, biological process: long-chain fatty acid metabolic process; fatty-acyl-CoA biosynthetic process. Gene Ontology annotation, molecular function: long-chain fatty acid-CoA ligase activity. The record is from RefSeq and is a predicted model, not a curated record. Lineage: Eukaryota; Metazoa; Arthropoda; Insecta; Hymenoptera; Formicidae. The transcript is spliced from 5 exons. Bases 185 to 1798 code for a protein of 537 amino acids.
ACUAUAUUUAUUGGAAAAUUUGUCUGCAACCUCGUAAAAGAUAAACAUGCAUUUAUCGCAUUUUUUUAUCGCGUGAUGACUUGGUUAAAAAGAAGACACCUUAACGCGGCAUCAUUCGAUCAGCUUUAACAUACUUUAAAAAAAACAUACGUUAAAAUUAUAUAUUUGCAUUUAUUCUCACAAAAUGUCAAAACCGGCUCAUAUUUUACAUGGAAAAGGAAAUGUGGUAAAAUUUGAUAUAUCCCUCGGACAACUUUUACGAAAUCAAUUGGAUGUACACGGGGAUCGUGUGGCUCAAGUGGAUGCUCACACAAACAAGGCGCGAACAUUUAAGUAUAUUUCAAUUGCCAGUCGAAAAUUGGCAAUCUAUCUGCAGAAACAAGGAUUACGCGUGGGUGACAAGAUAGCGAUAUGUAGCGAAAAUAGUCUGGAAUUUUGUAUUCCAGUAUGUGCUGCGUUUUAUUUGGGUGCCACUGUUUGCCCAUUGAGUCCGUUUUACACCAGGGAAGAAUUAAAGCAUACACUUUACAUUUCUAAGCCAAAGUAUAUAUUUAUCUCUAACAUGGUGAUCAAAACCAUGAAAAAUAUAUUCAAGGAAUUGAACUGGUCACCCACAGUGAUAAUACUAGCUGAAUACAGCAUUGUUAAGUCAUGGACAUACGUGCACAAAGCAAUAUCAAAAAUUUCCGAUAAUGAAGUAAGCCUGUUUCAGCUUGCAUCUGUUGAUAUAGAUGAUCACGUAACAGCAAUUUUUUGCUCAAGUGGAACUACAGGUUUACCUAAGGGUGUUACACUGACAAACAAAAAUAUCACUGCAGUACUGUCUAAUAUUGUGGCAACUACUCCUCAAGAUAUAGAAAGUCGCACAUUUCUGACAGUUCUUCCAUUUUUCCAUAUAUAUUCUUUUAUAAUAAUGUUGAUGCAAUUGAUAGCUGGAACCACAAAUGUGGUGUUUUCCCGCUUUGAUGAAAAACUGUUUCUAGAGAGUAUAGAAAAAUAUCAAAUCGAACAAUUGUAUAUGGUGCCGUCGCUUGUAGUAUUUUUAGCUAAACAUCCACUUGUGGACAAAUAUAACUUGUCUAGUAUCAAAAGAAUAUGGUGUGGGGCAGCUCCAUUGUCAAAAGAAACUCAAGAGGCUGUAGGAAAGCGAUUAAACAUUUUCGAUAUUAGACAAGGGUAUGGAUUAACAGAAACCACUUUAGGUGUGAUAAGAUCAACACAGAAAAUAAAACCUGGUAGUGUUGGUGUGUUGGUUCCGGGCAUAUCAGCAAAAGUAAUACCACUUGGAGAAUACGAGACCGAUGAGACUUUGGGACCAUAUUGUGAAGGAGAGUUAUGUUUCAAAGGCGAUCUAAUAAUGAAGGGUUAUUAUAACAAUGAAAAAUCCACUAAAGCUACAAUUGAUAAGGAUGGUUGGUUGCACACAGGUGACGUGGGAUAUUACGACGAUGAAGAAUAUUUUUAUAUCGUUGAUCGGAUAAAGGAACUUAUUAAGUACAAAGGCUAUCAGGUUCCGCCAGCUGAACUCGAAGGGAUCUUGUUGACUUGUCCCAAUAUAAAAGAUGCGGCCGUCAUUGGCGUGCCAAAUGAAGAAGCUGGAGAAUUACCGAUGGCCUUCGUUGUCAAGCAAGAGAAUUCCGCAAUAUGCGAGAAAGAUGUAAUAGAUUAUGUCAACGAGCGGGUAUCAAAUCCAAAACGACUUAGAGGAGGUGUAAAAUUUGUAGAUAGCAUUCCAAGGGUAUCAAGCGGCAAAAUACUACGUCGAAAGUUGCGUGAUUCAUUAUUAUCAAAAUUAUAAAUCUACUAUAUUUGAUUUUUUAUAGUAAUACACAAGAGUAGUUUUAUUAUAAAUAUAUGUAUGUAUAUUCUAAUAUAUAGUUUACAAAAUAUGAUAAAUAGUAAUAUCCCGACAGGUAAAUUAGGAAUUCCCAAUUUUCCUGUAAGGAAAAGGUUUCAAAUUCGCGAUUUUUGGCCGAGAGGCUACAGUUUUCACAAUGUACUUUAAAGUUGUAAGAUUUUUUAGGAUUUUUCAGUAACAAUUUAUAUCAAUCUUACUUGAGGCACUGCAUUACUAAAAAGAUACUACAAUUACAUAUAAAUAUAAAAUUACGUGCAGUUUUAAAUGCAUUAUUAUUAUCCUCAUCCUCAACGAAGACAAAGUUAAAACUAAAUUUUUUUAAAGAUUUGUUUCUCUCUCUCUCUCUUUCUCUCUCUCUCUCUCUCUCUCUCUCUCUCUGAUGUAUAACUUUUAAAUUUAUUACAACAUAAUCAAUCAAGAGAACAAAGAAUACAGAAAAUUUAAACACAAAGUUAUACCUGCAAUAUAACUUAAGAUGUACUUUACACAUUUCACGUAAACUAGUACAAUUUUCCAAAAAAAAAAAAAAAA